UACAGCCAAUGAUAGUUAAUGCGAUACAUACUGUUGGUGAUCAAACAGUCGAGCCAGUGACGUGCGUCGUAAAGCUUCAAAUAUCUCAUUCAUUUCGCGCGAUCAACCUGUUGUCGGAUCACGAAGUCUUCUUUCUAAUUUGCGUUUAAUAUUAAAGAUGACGCCUCUACUUCGGUGGGUGUUGCUGGCGUUGCUGUUGGCCAUGGUGGUCGCGCAUCCGGUCGAACACGCAUGCGUUUAUCUCUGCCGUACACGGAACACCAGCCCCGAGAUCACGGGAGGCUGCGAGCACCAGCAGAAACUCGUUCUUCAGUCCAGCGGAGGCCGGUUCCUGAUUCACCGUCUCUUCAGGCUCUGCUUGACCCCGUGUCAUGGUUCGUCGGAUUUGCUCGUCUUCGACAACACCCGCAACUGUCGUACGUUUCGAGAGACGCUUAUCCGGUGCUACGGUUGUUCCUGCGACGACGUAAAUUAUGGCGAAACAGGGAAUAACCAAGAAGAUCCUUCGACAGUCAAUAAAUUCGAAGAGGAUCAGUUGAAGGAGACCGAUGUAACGAGAAUGUUGGAGAAGGCGGGCGAACAACAUAUUGUUCGAGGUCAAAGUUUAAAGACCAAAGAUGUUGGUCGAUACAUCACGGAGAUCAAAGCGGAAAAGGAUAUAAUCCAAGCAGAUCUUAAAGAUACCGGCAAUUUAAAUAAAGCAGACUCUGAAGAGACACCCAAAGAUGCUGCUAAUGGUAAUUUAGAGAAACCAGGCUCCGAAGAUGAUGCUUCUCGUAAGAAAGACUCCACGGAUGAAACAUCUGUAGACUGGGACCGAUGGUGUAUGAACCAAUGUGACAACGGUAAGGGUGGAAGCGCUUGUAAGUGUGACAUAAUACCGUGAAGAGGAAGAUGGGCUUCCGGGCGAUGAAGGCAGCAGAUUUACGAAUUUACAUAUCUCGUAGGUUAGUCGGAACAAUGGUACCGAUAGAUAUAAGGUUAGUUUCUUUGGUUGAUAACACGUAAACAUCACUAUUUCGUGUAUCUUUCUUUCUUUUUCUAAUCUACGUAUAUUCCUCGAUAAUAAUCGUCGAGGCGAGAUUCGAUCGUAUAUUACGAUUCGUGUAUGUAAUUCCAAUAAUCGCGAUGGGCGAAUAAGAAAAGGGUAUUUCGUGUCUUUUAUCUGAAGAUGCUUUCGACUCAGCUGCUCGUUGCUAAUCAACGAGAUAUCGACAAAGUAUGUAAGACGGCAGUGGAAUAUUUUUUUCGAAAUGAUCGCGAUCUGCGAUUAUCGGUCUUUAGAUGGCUUAAUUGCUUUCUUAGGCUUAAGAGACUUCUUUAGACGCUAGGUCCGGUUCACGCGCUCAACGAGGGGAGCUUAACGACCAAGGAAAAAACUUUUUAUCAGACCGCAAUAGAGGGAUCUUCUUCGAGACAAAGGAGGCUUUUCGUUGUCACGAAUUAUCGACCGUUCUCCAUGAUAAAAAUGACACAUCCUUCACAAGGUAUUUACAGUUCAGGCAAACGAUAGAGAACACUGUGAGCAUCGUUCUAAAGGCGUGUGAACAGGACAAUAAAGUGCAAUGUGUGUAUUAUGCAAUAAACGAUAUUUAUACGUGGCAGCGGUGCAACAAACGCGUGCACCCGCGCGUCGAUAUACGUCUAGUUUCCUAAGAUUUCUUCUAGUUGUAAUAAAUAAUCUUUUACACAACACCGCCGUAUCUUUAUUAAUAAUGCUAUAUUUAAUGUAUUUAAUUAGGGUAUCAAUAGUUUAAGAUAUUUGUUAAGGGAAAUGAAACAAAAUCCAUGUCUUCCAAUUUCGUAGUUUCCUUGAUACUUCGCGUAUAAUCAAGCCUCGAACAUGAUCGGAUGUAAUAAUCCGACAGGCGAGCAGAACAAUGCAAGCAUGCGAGUACUUGUUGUAGUUGUUAUUUAGGCGAUUACUUUUUGAACGCGAUCACGUUCCAGUUCGAGGGAAAUCGAUGGUGAUUGUAAAACGAUUCUUCGAGUUCCUUAGAGCGAAACGUACGUUCGUUCAUUUUAUAUAGUGUGCCGUUCAAAAAAACGUUGUGACGCGACAAUAAGACGUAGAUUCUAGUAUGCCUGUGCGAUGCAAAACUUUGUCUUUCGCGCACUUUCGAUAUAUACAUUUAUUUGUUAAAAAAAAAAAGAAAAA
This is a messenger RNA of Bombus pascuorum, 2158 nucleotides long. RefSeq lists its product as uncharacterized. Lineage: Eukaryota; Metazoa; Arthropoda; Insecta; Hymenoptera; Apidae. The record is from RefSeq and is a predicted model, not a curated record. The coding region runs from base 158 to 886 and encodes 242 amino acids. The transcript is spliced from 2 exons.